This is a messenger RNA of Serendipita indica DSM 11827, 2937 nucleotides long. The record is from the annotation of a GenBank genome assembly. NCBI's taxonomy places the organism in Eukaryota, Fungi, Basidiomycota, Agaricomycetes, Sebacinales, Serendipitaceae.
AUGGCUCCCGUGACUUCACACGACUCGAUACGCGACAUUUUCUACAACGCGCUCUCAAAGCGUAUACCAAGAUGGAAGAGAGCAGAUUCAGAGGGUGGUUCAAAACCUAAUAAUACCGGUUAUGUCGCGGCAAUAGCCAUCCUAAGCGCGAUCAUCGUCGGGUACAUGCUCUACAAGGCCGUGAGAUGGUACGCAGCUCGCCAUUUCGCGAGGACAGGUCGUCCCGUCCGCCUUCUCGAUCACAAGCGUGCGGCUCGACGAAUGAGCAAAGUCCCUCAGGAAGACAGACAAACGAUGAUUGCAGAUAUAUCUGUCACAGAAGCUAACGCCAGCUAUAGCCAAUUCUCUGCUCUUGGCUCCGCUCAAUCCAAUGAAUUCUCACCUUCGUCUGCAAAGCAGUUUCUCCCUCUCUCUGCCACGGGUCCAAAGACUCCUAAGCUCGAAUGGAGGCCGCCUACUCUCAACUCUUGGUCCAAACUCUCUUCUGCCGGCAACACACCGACGCCUUCAAAGCUCGAAUCCGGUGCAAUGGACGCGGGCAGUGUGAGCUAUCCGACACAGGCGCAUGCAGAACAAGGAAGACGGAAGGAAAAGAGGGAUUUCUUCUCAUUCGUCAAAGGGCGUGGUGGAAAGGCGGACGCAUACGAUGCCCUGACUAGCCCACCUCCAGGGGAAAUCCAAGCGCGGAUCGACAACGAUUCUACCAACACACCUCCAGUCGAAAUUGCACGCGGACGAGGACAUAAUGGCGCCAUCAGUCCUCCCCUCCCACCUCUCCCUCCAGCAACGCCUACUCCCCUGCGAAGAAAAUCAACACGGAAGGCUGCUCCAGCAAUCGAUGAGACUGAAUCAUCUGAAGGAAGGAUGAGCAAGGAAUUAUCUUCAAGACCAGCAUCGCGAGCGACGACAGUGACGGUCAAGGGCUCGAGACUAACCAACGCGUCGAUCGACUUUUCCCAACGACGUACAUCUGCCGUCCCAUCCCCACGUGUAUCCUCGCUCUACCGUUCACGCUUGUCGUCGCACGCGCUCGCCUCGCCCAAUCUCCCACACCCACCAGUGCCGCCCAUGCCCUCACUCCCAGCCUUUUUGCUCGCGCAACAACAGGCUGCCACUUCCCUUAAUCGUUCAUCUUCUGUUCGCACCACCGCGAGUACGAGUAAGAACACCGACUCUAUGGCCUCGAUUCCCAACAAUCAUCGUGCACACGACACUGCCGCCUCUUCGACGCUUCUCCCCGAAUCGAUCGUCCCGCCAAGCAUAGCGUCUUCAGAGGAAAUGGUGACCGAUACUACCAAGGGAUUGGAUGGCCAGCCGCUCCCCCGUACUAUGGUCGUAACAGCGACGUUUACACCCAGUCUAUCCGACGAGUUGCCCAUCACGAUUGGAGAGACAGUAUCUAUGCUGGAAGAGUACAUUGACGGAUGGUGCUUUGUCCAACGCGUGCGCGUCCACCUCAAGCCUGGCGUCAAAGCUCCUAGCCCGACAGAAGAGCUCGUCGAUCCGGAGGAUACGAUUGUUGUUCCCGUUGAUGGGGAGGGUAAUUCGGGUGCCGUCCCCAGAUUUUGUGUGUCCGAGUGGCCAUUGCCUGCCGAAAUUAUUCGCCAUCUCCAGGCGCAACACAACGCCGAGUUGGCGGGACAAAAGGAUGCCUCCACAAAGGAAGGUAGAAACAACAAGGGAAUCGUGGAAAAGACUCCAACGCAACCUCUACAAUCGUUCCUGCCCUCUCCGAUCGGAUUGGAGGACAAGUCGCCAAUGAUGCCCAACUCGACUGCGCCUGUAUAUCCACCUUCGACAACGACGAUGCCGCUUGCAAAGAAGCAAGAGCAACGCAAGGGUCUCAAUGACUUUGCGAUUCCGACACCGUCAGACGUUCCCGACUCCAAGUUUUCAAGUUGGGGCUCUUCCAUUGCCCCUUCAUCUGCAAAGAUGCCCGGUAUCUACAGCACAAUGCAGGCGAACACACACAUCAACGCGAUAUCGCCGCCUCUCCCACCGUCUGCAUCCUCUUCUGUUCCGCCUUUCUCUUCUUCGUCUGCUUCGUCGACGGCAGUGCAUUCUGGUGCAUCGGCUUCUUCGAACACUCUCCAUUCCUCUUCAGAUGCUCGACAUGCCAUUUCAUCGACUAACUCCUCGUCUUCGGCAAGCCAGGCACACACGAGCGACAGCGGUAGCGCAAGCACCAGUCGUGUAGUAUCCGUCGUCUCGCAGCCCGCGCCCGCUGCGCCGCCCGCGUCACCUGCAACAUCGCCAACCGAACAAGACCAAGAAGAGGAUGAUGGAAUCAAGCGUGUGUCAAAACCACCGCUUGCGCCUCGCCUUUCGCGGUUCCCGACCACGGCGGGUGCCCAUGACGAGGACAUAGGGCCAGAGGAAGAGUUUGAUCCACGGCUGCUCCAGCAUAUGAAGAGUUAUACGGAGGCCAGUAAAGGGCAUAUCAUGGAUGUGCCACGCGCAAGCGACCGAACGGUGACGAUGCCACCGCUCUCUCGCAAGCUGCCUACCGUAUCGGCAGAUGCAACCGCCCCGCCAGUUCCUGAUCUUCCUUCCUCCAAUGCCAACGGGUUCCAGCUCCAAAAUGCCCAGGGAGGUCGAGCGGCGUAUGGAUAUCCCAACGGAUACGGAAACGGACUUCCAAGUGCCAUGUCAUCGGCAAUGGAUACUGGCGUCGGCACUAGUGUGGGUAGCAAGACGCCCUCGACGAGCAACACACACGCCCGGUCGGGAUCGAUUACGAAGCGAUUCACGAGCUUUGCAAGUGGAGCUUCUGCGAGGGAUAGGAGUGGAAGCGUGGGUAUGGGAAGUGUAGCUGGCCCAAGACCCGUCGCCUCGUCUUCAUCGGACAGAAAGGGGGCUGGCGGACCAGGCGUCGUGAGCUUCAAAGCGUUGCGUACUGGAAGCUCGACGGCAAAUGUUGGUGUUGUCGGUCGAUAA